AUGGCUUCCACCGAGACUGACAUCGCCAUCAUUGCAGGUGUGAUUAUUGCUGUAGCCUUCAUCCUGAUCUGCCUCCUGGUAGUCACGCUACACUACAUGUGCCGGCACAAGGGAAUAUAUCACACCAAUGAAGCAAAGGGAACAGAGUUUGCUGAGAAUGCAGAUGUGGCUCUACAGAAUGACCCUGCCCUCCAGGAUGCCUGUGACAGUAUCAAAAAGGAGUACUUUAUCUGA
Messenger RNA from Chrysochloris asiatica (Cape golden mole), 234 nucleotides. RefSeq names its product glycophorin-C-like. Gene Ontology annotation, cellular component: membrane; cortical cytoskeleton. Bases 1 to 234 code for a protein of 77 amino acids. The transcript has 2 exons. The record is from RefSeq and is a predicted model, not a curated record. NCBI's taxonomy places the organism in Eukaryota, Metazoa, Chordata, Mammalia, Afrosoricida, Chrysochloridae.